AAACAAAACAAAAAUGUCUGCAUGCAACAGCUUACUAGAUCUACAAGAGCAGAUUUGCUAUGUACACUGUGGCUUCUGCAACAUCAUUCUAUUGGUUAGUGUCCCUUGUAGCAGCUUAUUGAAAGUUGUCACAGUAAGAUGUGGUCACUGUGGAGGUCUCCUCUCAGUAAACAUGAUGAGAGCUUCAUUUCUCCCUCUACAUGUCUUAGCUUCACUCAACAACACUUCCCUCAUUGAUGAUGAGCAAACAAAAGAAGUCUGUGCUGAAGAUGUGGAGCCUCUGAAAGCUUCAGAUGAGUACUGCUCACCAAUGACCAUUUCUGACAAUGAUGAAGAAGAGAAAGUACCAUCCAACCCAAUAGUCAAUAAGCCCCCAGAGAAGAGGCAAAGAGCUCCAUCAGCCUACAAUCACUUCAUCAAAGAAGAGAUACAGAGGCUGAAGGCUAGAGAACCCAAUAUCACCCACAAAGAAGCUUUCAGCACAGCUGCCAAAAAUUGGGCCCAUUUCCCUCGAAUUCAGUACAAAGGAGAUGGAGAGAGCUGCAGCAAGUGCCAGGGGAAGGGAAAAGUGUCAAGGAACCCAGCUGUUAACGAGGUAUGAAACCUCUUAAAUAGUAAACCAUUAGAUCCUACCAAGGGCAAAGGUAGAUUGGAUCACGUGAACUCAUUUAUACACACUACCAAGCAUGUGU
Molecule: messenger RNA, 692 nt
Organism: Telopea speciosissima
Lineage: Eukaryota; Viridiplantae; Streptophyta; Magnoliopsida; Proteales; Proteaceae
Product: axial regulator YABBY 4-like
Exons: 6
Coding region: 14-601 (195 amino acids)
Biological process (GO): polarity specification of adaxial/abaxial axis; multicellular organism development; plant ovule development
Cellular component (GO): nucleus
Source: RefSeq, a predicted model, not a curated record